Molecule: messenger RNA, 8789 nt
Organism: Phycodurus eques (leafy seadragon)
Lineage: Eukaryota; Metazoa; Chordata; Actinopteri; Syngnathiformes; Syngnathidae
Product: neuronal PAS domain-containing protein 3
Exons: 12
Coding region: 1-2934 (977 amino acids)
Biological process (GO): regulation of transcription by RNA polymerase II
Molecular function (GO): RNA polymerase II transcription regulatory region sequence-specific DNA binding; protein dimerization activity; DNA-binding transcription factor activity, RNA polymerase II-specific
Source: RefSeq, a predicted model, not a curated record
AUGAUCAGGAUCUUCCCGGACUUCAGCGUGCAGGUGUCGGCGUCGGCUACCGGCGGAGGGAUGGUGAGCGGAGCCGCCAACGGAAGCCCGCAGAGCGCGCACGGACUCCCGGGCUACCAGCAGAGCGACCCCUACUGGGAGCGUCCGGCCAACGCGGGCAACUGCUCCGCCGCCCGGCCUAAGACCCUUCACCUGGCCGGAGGACAGCAGCAUACCUCGUCUCCAUGGCUGCAGGCGCUCCGCAAGGAGAAGUCUCGGGACGCGGCGAGGUCGCGGCGCGGGAAAGAGAACUUUGAGUUCUACGAGCUGGCCAAGAUGCUUCCGCUGCCGGGCGCCAUCACCAGUCAGCUGGACAAAGCGUCCAUCAUACGCCUGACCAUCAGCUACCUGAAGAUGAGGGACUUCGCCAAUCAGGGGGACCCCCCCUGGAACCUGCGCAUGGAGGGACCGCCCCCCAACACGUCCGUCAAAGCAAUCGGCAACCAGAGGAGGAGGACUCCCAGCACGUUGGCCUCGGACAUCUUCGAGCCGCACCUGGGCAGCCACAUCCUGCAGUCUUUGGACGCGUUCGUAUUUGCGCUGAACAAGGAAGGCCGCUUCCUGUACAUCUCGGAGACCGUCUCCAUCUACCUGGGACUCUCGCAGGUGGAGCUCACGGGCAGCAGCGUUUUCGACUACGUGCACCCGGGCGACCACGCGGAGAUGGCGGAGCAGCUGGGCACGAAGCUUCCGCCCGGGCGGGGCCCGUCCCUCUGCGCUGGCGCCGCCAACGAGGACGCCGCGUCGUCGGCGUCGUCGGCGUCGCGCCCCGAGACGCCCGAGCCAGCGGAGUCGAGCAGUCCGAGCGGCCUGUGCCCGGACGGCUGUCUGGAACGUUCCUUCUUCAUCCGAAUGAAGUCCACGCUCACCAAGAGAGGCGUCCACAUCAAGUCGUCCGGAUACAAGGUGAUCCACGUGACGGGUCGCCUGCGCAUCCGGAUGACGCUGACGCACAGCCGCUCGGUGCCCAAUCAGGUUAUGGGCAUGGUGGUGGUGGCGCACGCGCUGCCGCCGCCCACCGUCAACGAGGUGCGCAUCGACUGCCAGAUGUUCGUGACGCGCGUCAACAUGGACCUCAAAUUCGUCUACUGUGAGAACAGGAUCAGCGACUACAUGGACAUGUCGGCGGCAGACGUCGUGGGCAAACGCUGCUACCAGCUGAUCCACGCCGAGGACGCGGAGGCCAUCAGGCAGAGUCACGUCGAGCUGAUGAGCAAAGGCCAGUGCGUGACCAAUUACUACCGCUGGAUCCAGAGGAGUGCCGGCUACAUUUGGAUCCAGUCCAGCGCCACCAUCGCCAUCAACGCCAAGAACGCCAGCGACAAGAACGUCAUCUGGGUCAACUACAUGCUCAGUAACCACGAAUACAAGGACACGCCCAUCGACCUGGGCCAAAUGCCGAGCCUUCCGGAAAAGAAUUCAGAAACCUCCGAAUCCUCGGACUCGGACUGCGCGUCCAAAGAGAAAACUGACAACGAGAAGGCGGCGGGUAAGCUCAACCAACCAGAGCGCAGCGAGGACGCGCAGGCGCAGACCCGGCGGCAGCAGCAGCGCCGCAGCCAAUCGCAGUGCUCGUCCGAGCAGGAAGCGAAGCGGCCGGAGGAGCGUGACACAUCCAGCAACGCUGACAGUCCAGAUAGCAACGACAGCCUGGACGCUUCCGACGCAGAACCGGACGAGCCCGAGGACUCCGGAGGGGCCGGGAUGGGUGGCGUCCUGGGCGGCCUUCACAUCAAAGUGGAGCAUUAUGGCGAGGCGGAGGAGGAUGUUCAGCCCUCACAGUCGUCUUCGUCAGAGGAGGAGGAGGAGGAGCAUGAUGAAGAAGAUGGGGGCGCCAUGGUGGGCGGCGGCAUGGAGAAACUCCAGCAGCGGAAGAGGCGGAAAGUGCAGAAGUGGGACAGGACGCGAAGCAGGAAGUUGCGUCUCUCCUCCACGACAACCAGCCCGGCCGCGACCGACGGCACCCCGCUGCUGGAUGCCGCCCAGGCCGCCGACCCCAAUCCCUCGCACCUCCUCGCCGCCGGCUCCCCGGGCGGCGGCACGCUAUCUUCGGUCCUGAAGAUCAAGACGGAAAUGUCGGAGCCCAUCAACUUCGACAACGACAGCAGCAUCUGGAACUUUCCGCCUAACCGCGAGAUUUCCCGCAACGAGUCCCCGUACAGCAUGACGACGGCCAAGCCCGCCACCCCGGCCCCCCUCAAGCAGGGCGGCUCCCUCCAGGUUCCCAUCCCCGACGCCGUCCUGACACCACCCGCUACCGAGGGCGGGGCCGGAGCCAGGAAGCCUCCUUACAACGGAAGCUCGACCCCGUCCGGCUUAGCGCCCGCGGAUCCCCUGUCGCCGCCUCUCUCGGCGUCCCCCCGGGACAAGCAGCAGGGUACCCCCACCACCACUUCCUCCUCUUCCUCAUCCUCCUCGUCGCUGCUGUGCUCGCGCGACCUGGAGGCACUGCAGCGCUUGCAGUCGGGCAACGUGGUGCUCCCGCUGGUUCACCGCGUCGCAGGCACCCCGGCGCCCACCGGUAGCACGCCGCCCCGCAUGUACACCACCGGGACCAUCCGCUACGCCCCCGCGGACGUCACGCUAGCCAUGGCACCGGGGAGCCUGCUGCCUAACGCCUCGGUGAACUUUGCGGACGCUCCGGGUUUCGGCCUGGACCCCAAGACGCCCAUGGAGAUGCUGUACCACCACGUGCACCGUCUCAACAUGUCCGCCGCCGCCGCCACCACGGGACCUUUUGGGGGCUCCCCGGUGCCCUCCGGAGGCACGGGCGCCCUGGCGGCCCAGAUGCCCACGGCCGCCGCCAACGUGUUCACCACGGCCGACGCCAUUUUCUCCACGCUGCCGUUUCCCGUCUACACGAACGGCAUCCAGGCUGAGAGGAAGGAGGACUAGAGGGGACCGGCCCAGACCGGAGACCGGGUUACUGUGCUUUCCGACUCUACUGUGUCGCCGGGCAGGAAGUGAGAAAGGAAGGGAAGAAGGAACGGUGCUGGGAGGGAAGGAAGGAAAGUUGGAAGAAUUGAAUUGGAAGAAUGAAAUUAGAACACGAGGGAAGGAAGGAAAGAAGGAGGGAGAGGGUAGGAAGGAUGAAAGUCAGACUCAAAAGAUAGGGAGGGAAUGAAGGAAGGCUGGGUGCAAAGAGGAUAGGAAGGAAGGACUAAAGGAGGGUAGGAAGGGUGAAAGGAGGAUAGGAGAGAAGGAAGGAAAGUGGAAGAAGGGAGGCAAGGAACGAAGGAAGGAGGGGAUAGUACUAUCCCUCCUAUUCUCCUGGGAAGGAAGGAGGGAAUAAGAGGGUAGGAAGGAUGGAAGAAGGAUUGAAGGUCGGCAAUAACAAAAGAGGACAGAAGGAAGGAAGGGUGCAAGGAGGGUAGGAAGGAUGAUAGCGAGGAAAGAAGGGAGAAGGAUAGAGGGAAGGGAGGUUACAGGGAUUGAAGGAAGGAGCGCCAAACCUUGUGUAGCACUUUUUUUAACUCCUCGCUUCUUUCGGCCGCCAUUUUGCUCCGCCGCCAAUCUAGCUGAUGAUUGUUAAUGUCAGCACUUCCUGUUCGUCAUCACUUCCUGUUGUCGCUGGCCACGAUCAAAACAACACAAAACUGACAAACAAAAACAAGCGACUUGAGAAUGUGGAACUACUUCCUGUUGCGUCAUCUCGCCCCGUCGUCCAUCUUGGAAUUUCAAUGACGACACAUGUGGUGCUACAACAAGAUGGCCGUCGUCGUUUCAGUGACACUGUGGUUAAGCGCUUAGCAUAGAGGCGAGUCAGCUAAUUCGUUAGCAUUGAUGCUCAUCAGCUGGCGUUGAUGCAAGUCAAGCUCGUGUUGUGGCUAAUCAGUUAGCAUUUAUGCUAAUCGUUAACAUUGAUGUUAAUCAAUUAGCAUUGUUGCUAAUCAGCCAGCGUUGAUAUCAGUCAGCUGGCAAUGAUGCUAAUCGGCCAUCACUGAUACAAAUCGGCUAGCAUUGAUGGUAAUAGGUUAGCUUUGAGGCUAAUUCGCAGACCUUAAUCAGUUAGCAUUGAUGCUAAUCAGCUAGCAUUGCUCCUGUCACUGGUUCACAUUGAUGCUAAUGAACUAACAUUAAGGCUAUCUGGUUACUAUUGAGGCAAAUUGACUAGCUUUGAUGCUAAUCAGCAAGACUUGAUGUUAGUCAGUUAGCAUUGCUGCUGUAAUUGCCUCAUAUUUAUGCUAAUUAACCAACAUUGAGGCCUUGAUGUUAAUCAGUUAAGCAUUGAUGCUCUUCACCCACUGGCAUUGACGUUAAAUCGCCAUUGUUACUAAACAGCUGGCAGUGGUGUUACUUGUUUGGUGAUGAUGCUAAUAGGCUAGCAUUGACUAAUCAGUUAGCCUUGAUGUUAAUAGGUUAGCAUUGAUGCUAGUCACCAACUAGCAUUGACGCUAAUCAGCUUGUAUUGAUGCUAAUUAGUGGGUAUUGAUGUUAACUGGUUAGCAAUGAUGCCAGUCAGCGAACAUUGCCGUUACUUGGUUAGCUGUGAUGCUGAUUAGCUAGCAUUGAUGCUAAUUAGUUAGCUUGGCUAACUUGAAAAAUGAAUGUCUUGGACUCGGACCGGUUGCUGUUUGUUUUGACACGUGUUUUCCCGCACUACUACUACUUCGGGAAUCUCCUCGGCCAACUUCGGGCAAGACAAUCGGCCACUUCCGGCGCAUCGCCGUACUUUGGAAAACCGACCGUCUGACCGACCGCACAUCAACUGGACGCCUUGUUGCCAAAAAAAAAAAAAAAAAAACAGAGGAAAAAAAACAAACAAACGUGUGCACUGUGAAUCGACAUCAUUUGUAUUUUUUGCUAAGAAGACGAAAAAAAAUGAUCCCGCAAAAAUGUGCUCAGCGCGUAAAAAGUGGUGUUUUUUUUGUUUAUCCCUCCGCCCCGCCGUGUUUUUGGUGUGGCUCACGGCCACUUCCUGUUCCUGUGCGUGUUGCUCUGUGCCGUGUGUGCGCUGUCGCCGCCGCCGCCGCUUUCGUCGCGCUGUCGUCGUCGUCGUCGUCGUCGUCGUGUCUUCUCUGUGCUCUCGUUCGUGUGACCCCAAACCAACCCAGGGAGGUUUUGGAGGUUUGUGUGCUGCAGGGAAUUACAAAGAAAAUAAGGAAAACAUUUUGUACUUUCUUCUUCUUGGUUGUUAGUUUUUUUUUGUCUUUUCUUCUUCUCUGCUUUGCUUUUGUGCCGUUAUCUUGUUGACAAACUGUCCGAACGCUUCGUGUGGGCCUCGCAAAGCAUUCUGAGCCUCAACAGCCCCUUUCGCGCUGUCAUUUUUGGCGUAACGGUCGGACAUCGACGCGGGCUUGACACGGAUUCAGAUAAUUAGAUGAUGAUUAUCUCGUUGACUGCCGGCCGUCUUGAAGCGCUUCGACCGAUCAAGACCCACAGAAUACUUUGUUCUGCGACAAAAUAAGCAGCCAACUUACCAAAAGAAAGAAUAGACUUACCAGUCAAAAAAGGUGCUUUCUGUCAUUUUCCGUUUUUUAAGAAUGAGGAGCAAAAUGUGGGUCACCAAAAACACCCGUUUCUGACCAAAAAGCAGAGAAAACGAGCUUUCUGUGAAAAGAAACGUAAUGCAGAACAGUAAUAACUUUUGCUUGAAACAAACAAACAAUAUUUAAAUAAAGCAACAACAACACUGAGAAAAGGCUUUUGAUGGCAAAAAAUAUAGAUAUUUACAGAUAGUGAAAAAAGAACAAUUCCUAGCCCAAAAGAAAAACAUGAAUAAGCGUGCUAUCGGGUCCAAAAUUGCAAAUGCAAAAGGCGGUGGGCGCCUCACAGUUCUGAGGACCGUGGCUCAAUCCCCGGCCCCGCCUGUGUGGAGUUUGCAUGUCCUCCCCGCUCCCCAAAACAUGCGUGCUAGGUUGAUUGAAGACUCUAAAUUGCCCGUAGGUGUGAAUGUGAGCGCCAAUGCUUGUUUGUUUCGAUGUAUGUUCCCUGCAAUCGGCUGGCGACCAGUUCAGAACAUUCUUCUGAACAUGAACUAUGUCAUCUUUAACCCAAAAACGUAGUUCUUACAAUAUUUUACAUCGAUUGACUGAUUGGACGAAACGACCAUUUUAGUUUGAACCCGCAUAUUCGACGUUCAACAUUUUGCCCAUUUCUUGGGGGAUACCUAUCCCGUCUUAUUUGCGGUACUUUUUUCCCCAGUGCCCUGCUUCUUAGCAUUUUUUCCAGGGGUAAAAAACGGAUAGCAAUCAUGAUGAUUGUCAAUUAUUCCCAAAUUUCCGCGAUUGGCGCUCACAUUCGGCCCCUGACCCGCACGAAUGGCCAAAAUGUGUCAAUAAUUGCUGCUCAUAAAAGCAUCCCUUCAUUUUGCGUAGCGCUCAUCUUCGCUCGGCUGUCGGGUGUGCUGGCGCCGAUCUCGGCUGCCGCUCAUCAUAGCCGUGAAAAUCUUGAAAUUCUUUUUCCUCGAAUAAGCGGGGGAUCGGGAAAAAAAUGGCACGACUUGCACUCGAUGCUCCCUGCGACCUCCCACUGACCCGAUUGUGCGUCUGCGCCUUCCGUACGGAAACGCAACGUGCGGCAACGGGGACUCGCAUAGCCAGCGUGAAAAGGGCUCCCCCGAUGUUUUGUAGUCUUGUGCGCACGCCCCUAAAUGAGCCGCCGGCCGGCCGCUUUCACGCCGCCUUCCCGGCCGAUUGCCGCGUCGCAGACUCGGACGGUGGCGCCGGCGUUCGAUCAUCAGUGACGAUUGUUAUUUUGAACACAAAGGCCCGCUACCUCCGAAGACGUGGAAUUCGCAGGUCGACUUCCAGCCGGUUUUGUCGGGCGACGGGAAAGCAGCUGAAAGCGAUGUUUCGUACGGCGCGCGAAACGAGACGCUGCCCCCUGCGCCAAAUGGACGCCGACGCCAGCAACGAGCGGCAUUCGCCGGCCCGCGCCUUCCCCGCGCACCGCGGGACGUCGCCCGGUCACACGGCCGUUCGCUCAUUCGGAUAAUUGGACGCUGACCGUUGCGGUCAACACAAAGGGGCGUGGCCACGGGGGUCUUUGUCACACUCGGGCGCUUUAUCGCUCUUCCCUUUCACGCGUUUUCCACCACGACGUCGGCCGUCCGUCCUGCGGCGGUCGGCUUUGGCGAUUCUUCGAGUCCUUUCUUGUGGCUUUUCGUCAAACAAAAUUCGCGACUAAAAGUAGCUGGACAAUUUCAAACGUGGACGUUUCCGUUCCGCCUUUCGCGAUUGUUCCACAGCAGAAAUAAGUCACCUCCGUGUUCUGAUUAGGGGCCGACCGAUAUGGAUUCUUUUUUCCGGCUGAUUCCAAUAUUAAGUAGUAAGAGUAAAAGUUCUGAUAACCCACUGUCAAUAAUAAAUAAUGCUUGAAACAAUAAAAAUCUGAAUUACAGGGAGAACAUUUGACUGUUUUACAAGACUUUGUCCUUUAGGGGAAAGUUACUGUUUUACAGGGUCAUCUAUUAUUAUCAUCAUCAUUAUGAUUAUUAUUAUUAGGAUUGAGAAUGCCGCACGGCGUUCGACCGGUUAGCACAUCCGCCUCACAGUUCUGAGGACGCAGGUUCAAAUCCGGCCUGGCCCGUGUGGAGUUUGCAUGUUCUCCCCGUGCCCGUGUGGCUUUUCUCCGGGUUCUCCGCUUUCCUCCCACAUCCCAACAACGUGCGUGCUAGGUUCAUUGAGGACUCUAAAUUGCCCGUAGCUGUGACUGUGAGUGCCAAUGGUUGUUUGUUUCUAUGUGCCCUGCGAUCGGCUAGCGACCGGUUCAGGGUGUAUCCCCCCCGGAGAUAGCUGGGAUGGGCGCCAGCACGCCCGCGUGAGGAAAAGCGCCACGGAAAAUGGAUGGAUGGAUGGAGGAAACAGACUCAAGUCACUUGUUGUGACUUUGUCGCCAUCCAACAUCAAAGGGGCGUAAAAGCGGCUGACGUCCGACCCGUUUCCCAGAAUGCUUUGCGGCUCGGUGCAAGUGUUGCGUGUAUUACGUUGGCUUCUUGCCAGAUGAGAAAAAAAAGCAAAAGAUGUUUACAAUCGUUCUAAAGAAAGACGAACAUUGUUCAAAUAAAAAUCUAUUUUUCCAUCACGAGUGACGCCACCGCUCCCGUCCAAGUGUGUAGCGACCAAUCGCAGGACUCAAAACUGAGUGGAAAGCAAAAUGCAAUUUGCCUUUCCCGCGGGACCGCUGAGCGCACGUUAGCUCUUCCUUUUGUAGCCUUCGAUCGUGGGCGGCCCAGAAAUACACGAAACACGCGCACGCGUGGCCAGAAAAUGCGAAGCGCCUUCUUGGAAUUCUUCAAAUUCUUGGAAAUGUUCGAAUUCUUCUUCCUGGCGUUGUUCUUCUUUCCGUGUUUGUGUGUAAAGACGUAAAACCGGCGGCUGCCGUCCCCAUCAUUUAAGUGUCAACAAAAACUGUGUCUGUGUUUUGGAAAUUCUUCUUCUUCUACAAACUCUUUUGAUAAGAAGACAAAGAAAAAGCUCUUCUCUUACUAUCUAUGUUAACAGUGUUAUUCAAGAGUUAAAAAAAAAAAAAAAAAAAAGAGUAAAUAAACUAGGGUCCAUUUGUAUUUUUUUCCUGGCCGAAGAGGAGGAAGACAAACACAACGCUAACAUAGAGUGCCUGCCUUGUUUUUUCUUUUCUUUUCCUCUUCUACCGUUUGUUGUUCUGCCAUCGAAAAUGCUGCAAAGCGAGCGUGCACAAACCUCAUUUUUGUAACGGUUCUUCUUUUCUACGUUUACUAAGUUGUCACACGGCGUCACUACGACAUCUGGCAGGAGACCUUUUCACAAUAAAAACAAGUUUCUCUUCAA